AAAAACGAGUUAACAUGUAAUGGAUAUAUUUAAUAGGAUCGACAGCAGUAUUGUCAGGUUUUUCAUAUUCUGCUAUAACAGCAACUAAUAAAAAUCCAAACUGAUUACACGCUAACAGCAGAUUAACUCGUGGAUAAAACAGUUCCCAAAAGAGAAAGAUGGAUAAAAAGGUUCAAAAGCCAUUCAUGUAUCUUAGGAACGGAGAACUGUUGUAUGAUUCGGAGGGUAAAGAAGCCAUGGCAGAAAAACAGGCUGCGGAUAUUAUUGAUAUCAUUAAAAAGAUAAAUCCCAACUUAGGUGAUGCAAAUGACGAAGAUGUCACAAAAGAUGAAAUUGAAGACACAGAUAACGACAGUAGCCAGGAAAUCGAUUGGGGAGCUAAGAUAAUUGAUGUUUUUAAAAACGGCUGUCUAAAGUGGAAACCUUCAUUAGAAAAAGAUCAUAAAAGCUUACUAACAACAAAGGCACACACAAAUUUCACUCGAAAAACCUAUAGCGAAGAUAACAAAAUAAAAGAAACAAAAGUAAUGUACGAAGAAGCAGAUGCAAAUUUCAACGCAAGCUCUAGCGGUCAUUUGAAAAUAUCUAUGGGAGAGAAGAACUCUGUAAAAGCAGAAUAUGACGCAAAAGUAAACGGAUGUGGCGAAGCUUCUUGCAAAGGGUUAUUUGAUAAACGCUUUAAUGAUAAAGAAAAUGAAAGGGAGUUAUUAAUUGCCAAGUGUGAAGCAAAAGGGAAACUAGAGGGAGAAUUUAAAGGCUCUGCAAGUUUCAAUGCUAAGGAAAAUGAAGGAAAGGCUGAUAUGAAUGUGAAAUUUGGGGUACAUGGUCAAACAUCUUUUACUGGUGUUGAUAUUAAAUUACAAAACUCAAACAAAGAAGGAAGAGUUAAAGUUUUACACGGCAAUGCCAAAGGAAAUGCAGAAAUUAAAGCAGCUGGUACAUUUGGAAAGCACAAAGUCAACCUUGAAGCUAAAGCUAAAGGAGGAGCAAAAUUUAAAGCUAUGGAUGGAGAAUUUGACUUUUCUGCAAAGAAAAGGAAUGAUGGUAUUUACAUUCCCGGAUUUAAGGGAAUAGUUGGUAAGGCGAAAGCCAAGGGUGAAGCAGAAUUUUGUUUGAAUACAGAGAUUUGUGGAAAAAAAAUUGAUAAGAAGGGAAAUGUGUCUGGCGAAGCGGAAGCGUCUGCAUUAACACUGAAUGCGCUUGAAGUUGAUAUCAGGAAAGAAAAAGAUGACGGAACUGUUCGUAAAGCAAAGGCAUCUGUAAAAGGAAUGGAGGGUAAUUUUUGUAACGUUGAAGCAACCGGGAAAAGGAGUGGCGACAUAACUGAAGCUUCGGCUAAUUUAACAGGGGCUAAGGUCAAUAUUGGUAAUGUGAAUGCAACUGGAAUUGAUAAUAGAACAAUACAUUCUGCAAACGCUACAUCAGGAUUAUCAGCAGAUAUUGGAAAUGUUAAAGCCUCAUGUUUAGGCCAUAAAGGUACAACAGCUGGGAUUGAUGCAAGUUUAGGUAUGCAAAUGUUCAACGUGUCUGCUGGAAUUGCUCGCGACACAGGGGUUUCUGCAAGCUCUAAAUUUUCAAUGUUUAAUGUGAAUCUUACAAUUGGGACACCAUCGUUAAAUAUAAGCAUGCCCGGUCUCGGCCCAAACAUUAGUAUUCCUUUCGUAAGUGCAGGUGGUGGAGGAGGACAAACGGCAGACCAAUCAAAUGAUUCAAAUGGUAAGGGUAAAAAUGAAACCGGGUCAUUUACUGGACAAGAAAAAGAGAAUGGUUCAAAUAACGAAGGGAGCUUAAAUACGAAUCGUUCAAAUAAGGAAGGGAGCUUGAAUACAGAUGGAAAUAUCGGAACAAAAUCUAGCGACGGGGAACCCUCCCAAUGUGGAUCGAUUGCACAAAAUAACACAGAUAGCUGUACAAAUAGUAGAUUUGGUAGUAAGUCAUAUAUUGGAAAUGAAAGUAAUACUAGUUUAAAUUAUGAAGAACAAAGUCUAACAAGUUUAAAUGAUUGCAUUGGAACAUAUGAUGGAGAUGGAGGUCCUGUGGAGAAUGGAGUAAUUGCCGAUGACAACACAGGCCGCUAUACAAAAGAUGGUCUUGGUAGCGGAACAUGUAUUGGAAAUAUUAGAGAAGGAUGUUCAAAUAGUGAAGAUACAAACCUCAGCAGUUUAGAUUUGAAUGAUAAUAUUGAAUCUUGCGAUGAUGACGUGGGAAUAUCGGAGACUAGAUCAAUUGCCGGAGACAACAUGGGCAGCUGUACAAAUUUCGGAUAUGGCAGUGGGUCACGUAUUGGAAAUGAAAGAGAGGGGUGUUCAAUUAGCGAAGACACAAAAAAUAAAAGCUUUGAUUUGAAUGAUUGUAUUGAAACAUGUGAUGAAGAUGUAUGUUUCUUGGAGCGUAGAUCAGUUGCUAAAGACAACAUAGGCAGCUGUACAAAUACUGGACUUGGCAGUGGGUCACCUAUUGGAAAUGAAAGAGAGGAUUGUUCAAUUAGCGGAGGAACAAACCUCAACUGUAUACAUUUGAAUGAUUAUAUUGAAUCAUGUGAUGGUGACGUGGAAUUUUCGGAGAGUAGAUCAAUUGCCGGAAACAACAUGGACUGCUGUACAAAUUUCGGAUUUGGCAGUGGGUCACGUAUUGGAAAUGAAAGAGAGGGAUGUUCAAUUAGCGAAGGAACAAAAGACUGAAGCUUAGAUUUGAAUGACUGUAUUGAAACAUGUGAUGAAGAUGUAGGGUUUUUGGAGCGUAGACCAGUUACCAGAGACAACAUGGGCAGUUGUACAAAUACUGGAUUUGGCAGUGGGUCACGUACUGGAAAUGAAAGAGAGGGAUGUUCAACUGGCAAAGGAACAAAAAACAGAAGGUUAGAUUUGAAUGAUUGUAUUGAAACAUGUGAUGGAGACUUGGGGUCUUUUGAGCGCAGAUCAAUCGCAGGCAGCUAUACAAAUAACGGAUUUGGUAGUGGGUCAUGUAUUGGAAAUGAGGGAUCUUCUAUUAGCAAAGAACAAACGAAGAGUAGAUCAACAGCUAUGGUUAAUACAUUGAGCUACUCAAGCGGCAUAUUUGAAAAGUCAAGUUGCUCAAAGUACGGGGAAAUAAACGGGAACAGUAAAGAUAGCAAGAUAAGUACUUUCAAAAAUGAAAGUGAAAGCGAAUAUGAACAUGGGCCCCUGAAUCAAUUGACAGGCGGAGCAUACAUGGAUGAACACUUAAAUACAAAGAAUUUUGAAAGUCAAGUAUUUGAAAGAGUUAGGAAACAUACCAUUGGAAGACCAAACAAAAAUCCGAGUAAAAUGACUUUUGGUGACACGGUAUCUGCAGAAAUUGAAGAAGCCGAAAAAGAAGAUCAACACUGUCUCAAAAGUUUUGAAACAGCGCUUUGCCCAAAACAUCGAAGAAAUAUCACCAAUGAAAUGCAUGGAGACGAGCAAACAGCUGAGCAAGCGGAUACUAAAACAUGUUUCAAGGGGACAGACAGACAAGCUGAAGAUUUGAAAACUCAAAUAAAUUCCGAUGAUAUUUUAGACAUUCAAACGGGUAAUGAACAGGAACAUGAAUUAUAUACACAGUUGCCAAAGCGAAAACAUGGAAAAUCUCCAAGACACUUCGGAAUGCACCACAGAACGUCUGGACUAAGUUCUACAGACACAUCACAAGAGAAAGACGUUCAAACCGAGCUAUUACGUACGUCAGGGAAAUAUUCAUCUGCAUCUAAUAAAAUGAUUUCUACUGAUUUAAAAAAUGAUGAGUAUUAUAACAAAUAUCUGGCGAGUCUGGUAAAUGACCGAUUUGAUAAAUCAAAAGGAAAAUAUAAGAACACAGAGUCUGAAAAAACAGCGAAAAGUGAAUCUUUAUUUACUAUCUGGAGUGAUCAAGAAAAACUUAAACAGGCAUUGGUUGAAAAAUAUUCCAAGGGUCCAAAUGCAAGAGAUGUCACAGCAAAAAGAAACAACGUGGGAAAUACUAAAGAACGUGAUAUUGAAGGUAAUGCCGCGCAAGGUCAAUCAACAGAGUCUGAUGACAGAACACCAAAAGCAAAGAAAAAGGAGGAACCCAAAAAGCCUUUUGGAGCAAAUAAAAAUAUUCAUACGAUAUUUACCCUAGCUGGUGCAGAAUCUAAACCCGUGAAGUAUUUGAAAGACAAUUUUGCAUGUUUUACUGACGAAUAAUUGUUUGAAACCAUAUCUAUGGAAUUGAGUUUGUUUGGUAUGUAGAGGAACACAUUUAUACAUUUGUUUUAGAUUUUUGGUUGGAUUUUACGUCGCACCAACACUGUAAAUGCCAUGUGAAUACUUUCCAGCUUUACUGGUGGACGAAGACCUCGCGUGCCUCUCUGUUCAAUAUAAAAAAAGUGCUCAUUUCCAUUUAUGUGUCUUAUUCUAGUUAAAGAAUACAUUUAAAAUUUGUUAAAGGCAAUUAAAAAAUCAACCUAACACUUCUAAUGCUAGUGUUUUUGGCGAACUAUGUAGACAUCCCUUAUAUAUAAAUAGAUUUGUAAGAAUAAUGAAGUACAGGUUAAAAAUUACAGAUACUGAUAGCGUAAUCCUAAAGACAGUACUAGUAUUUAAUCAAGCUUUAGAAGAUAGCAACAAUGGGUUUUAUAUGUAAAAAAAGCUUGAAUGAUUAUGGAUUUUUGAAUGUAUUUGAUAAUAUGUUAAUGCAAUUGAUAAAAGUUAUUUUUAUAUGAAUUCAGGUGUUGUGUUAUUGACUCUUAUUGACUUAUUGAUUUUAAAAUCAGUAUUGUCUGCUACUUUAGAAUAUAGAGUAAAUGUAAAUUAUGUAAACGUUAAAAAAAGUUUUUACAAGAUUAUGAACAUUAUUUGGAUAUCCUGUCAAGAUGUAGAUUUAUAAUUUUUAUGGAGAUUGACUUUAAGAAGCACAUAGUGCUUCUAUCAAAUUCCAUUGCAUGUAUUAUAAUAGAAUGGUUUUUAAAAUUUGUGUAUAUUGUAGUCUAAUUAUAUGUAAUAUAUGCAAUAGAUAAUUAUGUUUAAUUAGUUCAAGAUGUAGAUUUAAAACGAGUAGUUUGGAUGUCUAUACGUAGAACUGUUGAUGGAGAAAGGUAUUGUUUUUGCUGUUUUACUUAAGACAUUGAAGAUGAAUUUCAUUCUAUUUGUAUAUAUGCUGCUGUUAUGCAGAACUUUGGAAAAUAUUUGAAAAUUAAAUGUCAGAAACCUGUCGGUUUAUAUUUUACAGCUGUGGUCGCAAAUAGAAAUUAUGAAAUAAUUCAGUUACCAAUUUUGUUAAAGAAUUUCUUGCUUUGAGAAUGGUAAACGUUAAAUAUUGUAAUUGCUUAUUCUGCUUAUCUAAUGUCUGCACUUAUUUUUAAUAUUUCGUAUAAUGUACAUGUGUUAACUUCUUGAUACUAGAUGAAAAUUUAUACACGUACUAUGAAUUGUAUGUCUAUUAUGAUGUAAAUUUAUACAAUGAAUUGUAUAUAAAUUCUGACAUUGUAAUCAAAAAUAAAAAAUUGUGAAAAAAAAAAGAUUGCUAUUCGACUAGCUACAUUGACGUAAUGUUUGUAAAAGUUUAUUAUUUUGCUUUGAAAAGAUGAUGUAGAACGAACAAAUCUAAAUAAAUUUUUUGUUCAAAUCUGUUGAGAAGACAGUGACAUAACGUUACAAGUAUUUUACGGCUGCACACCUUGAGAUCCGCCAUCUAUUUUUUUAUAUUGGAAACAUAUACUACCAUACAGAGUCAACAUCAUUUUUUUCCGAGAUUAAGAUACAUGUAAUAUUUUAUGAAGAUCUGGAUCAACGACUCUUGUGCAAAUUUUUAGAUAAUUUCCUCACUCCGUUUUCCCAGAACAAUCAUUUUUAUUUUGCAAAAAGACCC
Molecule: messenger RNA, 5826 nt
Organism: Ruditapes philippinarum (Manila clam)
Lineage: Eukaryota; Metazoa; Mollusca; Bivalvia; Venerida; Veneridae
Exons: 3
Coding region: 159-2681 (840 amino acids)
Source: RefSeq, a predicted model, not a curated record